GUGAUACAAAAAAAUGAAUCCUAACUUUCCAACGCAAACAUCAAAUCUGUUCAAUGUUAUUCCACAACAAUCACCUCAAGUUGGGGAAGAAACUUCAGCGCUGAGUUUUCCACAGACGAGCUUGACUAAAGCUCAGCGUCGUAUGCUUGGAGAAAGUGAAGCAGCUAGAGUCAAAAGGCUUGCUAAAAACGCCGAAAGAAUGCGACAAAAACGGGCAUUGGAAACAUUUGAUGAGUACAAACUUAGACUAGCUAAAAAUGCAGAGAGUAACCGAAAAAGAAGACAAAAUGAAACUGAAGCCGAGCGAUCAUUGCGGCAUAUGCGAAACGCUAUGAGGCAAAGAUUAAGGAGAGCAAUGGAGACGCCAGAGCAAAAAGAAAUUCGAAAAGCAAGAUUAGCACAGCGUAUGCGAGAUGUUAGAGCUAACGAAACGCCUGAACAGCGCAAACUUCGUUUAGAAAAAGGAGCAGCAAGAGCACGCCACAAAUUUUUAUCAGAAACGUCUGAAGAAAGAGCAGAGCGGAAUCGAAAAAAGGCUGAAUAUGCGCGUACAUUUCGAAAUGCUAAAAAUCCACAAAUUAAAAAUUUGGUCAAUAAGAAUGUUAUUCAAAACACAGAUAUCAAAACCGAGCAAUCAGUUAGCAAUUCAACUAGGCAUCAUACGCAAACCACCGAUUCCGUGUGCAAUGAACAGUCCUUUUCACAAGUGAAAAACUACCCUAUUAGUUACAGCGACUUUGGUGUAACUUUUCCGACUUUUUUAAAUUAUCCGCACCUCAAAAAUGGACAUCACAAUGCUUACACACCAGUGUAUUCAUCCCAAACGUAUUACCCCGAGUUAUGCGUUUCAUCACAUCUAAAAAGUGACCGUAUUCCCCACUUUACAUCUAGAGAUUCAGAAUGUUUACAAUCAUACAUUCCUACGUUGAAGGACACGUCGCAAAAGGAUUGAUUUGAUUUCCACAUGAGUCUCGAGAGUGAGGUUUUCUCUUUUGCUCUACCGGAAGAGGAUGCCUGUGUUAGUGAGGCAUUUUGCUUCAAACACCUGGAGUAUUAGGACAGCCAUUGCUGCGGACAUAUUGGGAUUCGUUUUCUAAUUUUUCGGAUUCAAGCACCAGCAUCCUAAAUUCGAAGUCUGCUAGUUGUGAUAUGAUAAGCGCCUGGGAUUGCAAUGCAAAGUAUAACCGCUUUCACCGGGAAUGGUAAGCGUAAGCCAUCCCUCGCUGUUCCUGAAAUAAAUCCUGUGUGGCGUAUCUAUGAUAUUGUUUCUACUGGUUUCAGGUUUUAUACACUAACAUUAUUUAU
This is a messenger RNA of Sabethes cyaneus, 1305 nucleotides long. RefSeq lists its product as uncharacterized. Lineage: Eukaryota; Metazoa; Arthropoda; Insecta; Diptera; Culicidae. The transcript is spliced from 2 exons. The record is from RefSeq and is a predicted model, not a curated record. Bases 14 to 952 code for a protein of 312 amino acids.